Messenger RNA from Nycticebus coucang (slow loris), 2346 nucleotides. It is a transcript of the gene ACTMAP, whose product is annotated as actin maturation protease. The transcript has 6 exons. The coding region runs from base 797 to 1846 and encodes 349 amino acids. The record is from RefSeq and is a predicted model, not a curated record. NCBI's taxonomy places the organism in Eukaryota, Metazoa, Chordata, Mammalia, Primates, Lorisidae.
GGCGGUGUGUGGGGGCCGCCAUUUUGCGGGAGAGUGAUCCGCGUUUUAUUUCCUUACGCUUUUUUCUCUUUUCUAGCUCUUACUGUGGCUUCGUCCGGCCUCCGAUCUUAGAGUCUUCAAACCACAGACUUUUCCUGUUGCUCUGUGAUGUCAGGACCUUCUCCACAACUAGGCCGUUUUCCCUGACUGGUGUCAUUUUUGACCUCUUCACCUCUGACUCAAAGGUCAGCUCAAAGUUUCCAUAUUCGGGCCUGGGAUGUGAAGGGGUACAAGACCUAAGUUCCCUAAAUAUUUAGUUUUGGGCCCCAAAGUCCCUUCCAGUGGUUCUCAACCUUCCUAAUGCCCCAACCCUUUAAUACAGUUCCUGUGGGUCAUGACCCACGGGUUAAGGUUAACAGGCCUAAAGUUUAGACCCUUGACUCCUGCUUUUCAUAUCCUGAAGUUGACCCAUGAGUUUCCAAAUCUAGUCUCAGAGAAUAGGUUAACUCAUAGUGAGUCCUUCUAAAUGUCCGUCCCUUAACAUCCCAAGGUACCCCAGGCCCGUACCACAGCUGUGGUUCCAGAUUUAAGGACCCAUUCCGUUAAUCCUCAGUUCCUACCUGACUUGAGUGAGUCCCAUUCUCUGAGUCCAUGGUUUCAAAUUUUAGCCUUGGUUCUUUCAGACCCAUUGCUUAACACCCAAAUUCUGGAGCUCAGAUCUAAAACCUUUAAAAUCUUCAUCCCUGAAGCCAAGCCCUUUUGAAGGAUCCUUGCCCUUCCCAUUCUCACCCCUUCAGUCCCUCCUGUAGACCUCAAAAUGACUUCUCCAUACUCUCCCCUAAAACCAGCAAUCCCUCCUCCAGGAGCCUCUGCACCCCUACCCCCCAUCUUCCCACCUCCUCCCCUACCCCCCAGUCCUCCAGACUCAGCUUUUUCACCCCCUUCCUGUAGUCUCCAAUCCCCUAUUCCCCCACCACCCCCAACACUGCCUCCACCUGCUCCUAAGGGGGCUGCUCCCCCUCAUGUCUUCGGUGUGGAGAAGAGCCAGCUCCUGAAGGAGGCUUUGGAAAAGGCUGGCCCAGUCCCCAGGGGCAGAGAAGACGUGAAGAGGCUUCUGAAGCUGCACAAGGACUGGUUCCGGAGUGACCUGCAGUGGAUCCUCUUCUGUGCCGACCUGCCGUCUCUCAUCCAAGAAGGCCCUCAAUGUGGACUGGUGGCCUUGUGGAUGGCAGGCACUCUCCUGUUGCCCCCCAACGGCAUCCCCCUUGAAAGACUUGUGCAGGUGGCCCUGGAGAGAGGCUACACAGCCCAAGGAGAAAUGUUUUCUGUGGCCAACAUGGGCAGACUGGCCCAGGAGGUACUGGGCUGCCAAACCAAGCUGCUCUGUGGUGGCCUGGGCAGUCCCAACAGAGACCUUGUCCUGCAGCACCUUGUCACUGGACAUCCCCUGCUCAUCCCCUACGAUGAGGACUUCAACCACGAGCCAUGUCAGAGGCAGGGACACAAGGCCCACUGGGCAGUGAGUGCAGGGGUCUUGCUGGGUGUACAGGGUGUCCCAAGCCAUGGCUACACUGAAGACCCUGAGCUGCCAGGCCUGUUCCACCCAGUGCCUGGCAUACCCUGCCAGCCACCAUCCCUACCAGAGGAAGGGUCCGAAGGCGCUGUCUACCUUCUUUCCAAGCAGGGGAAGAGUUGGCACUACCAGCUGUGGGACUACAACCAAGUCCGGGAUAGCAAUCUGCAGCUGACAGACUUCUCACCCUCACGGGCCACCAAUGGUCAGACGUACGUGGUGCCUGCUGGCGGGGUGAGGGCUGGCCUCUGUGGCCAGGCACUGCUGCUCAGACCACGGGACUCCAACCACUAGCCUGGCUCUGUCACCAUUUGAAGAAUGUUCCAGCUUCUCCCACUAUGCAGCAACCCACAGGUUUGGACUGGGUCUCAGAGGGACUCCAGCCCAGUGAUUCUUCAUCAGGAUCAGCCUCAUCCAUCCUGUCGGAAACCUGGGCAUUGUCUCAACUGCCCAUUCCAUCCCCUCCAAUACUAAGCACCCACUGAUCCCUCUCUCCAAGGAAAGACAACAACUCAGACCCUACAACUUGUCCCCCUAACCUAAUUGUUACAUCUAUCUGUUUCUCACUGGGAACCUCCUCUUCUGAACCACAGUCACCUUACUAGCCAUCUGCAGGAGCCACCUGCCUGGAUGCUCUGCUGCUCCCCAGUCUGCUCACAGGACAGGGAUUGAGCUGGCCUCAGCGCACCUCUCUUUAGCCUUGGCUGGUCUUCCUCACUGUCUGCCUGCCAGCCUUGCUGGGUCCCUACCCUCAGCCUCACCCCAACCCUCUUAAAGAUCACUCUGUCUUCAUC